Messenger RNA from Volvox carteri f. nagariensis, 456 nucleotides. RefSeq lists its product as uncharacterized. The transcript is spliced from 4 exons. Lineage: Eukaryota; Viridiplantae; Chlorophyta; Chlorophyceae; Chlamydomonadales; Volvocaceae. The coding region runs from base 1 to 456 and encodes 151 amino acids. The record is from RefSeq and is a predicted model, not a curated record.
AUGCAGCAAUAUGUGCACUUGUGGAAAAACAUAAUAGCGAAAUUCCCUCUGACUGUGUCACAGUGGUCAGCACACACGGCAACAGAUCAUCAACAGAGCAUGCUGGAGGCCAUGAAAUGGGAGCCAGUAUGUCUGCACACUGCGCACCGACUCCGCAUGAGCCGGGCAGCGAGAUAUAAAAAGAUUGUUGUUGGGCAGGCGACCGCGGUAGGAGAGGCUCAAAAAAGCAUACACGAUCCCUACCAUGUCAUACUCAUGCACUAUCAGCAGUGCAAAUACCACAUUUCGCUUCAUAUGGCAAAUCGCCCUCAUAAUGCGCACCGUUAUUGCGCAAGAGCACUUGAGCGCCUACCAGCAGACUAUUUGAAGGGCCUUAUCCUGCUUUCCAUGCUGUGUACAGUUCAGAACGGCGAGAUCCAGCCGAAGCCAGCUAAGGAAUGGCUUUCCCCGCAAUAG